AGCUGAGCCGCCUGAGGGGAUUCGGCAGCGGCGGCGUUAGGACAGCCCUAAGCCCCCGAAAAUAGAGAGAGAAAGAAGAUAAGUAAAGGAGGGCGAAGAGGCCGCCCCUGCAGCGUUUCUAUGGGGGGCCCGGAUUCCCAAAUUUGAGAAAGCCAUUCAGCUCCCUUCCCCCCACAACAUGUGGGGCUCCAGCUUCAAUGCUCUGUAAUCCUGGAGCAUUAAUCCUAAAGGCACUUAAAGGCAUUGUCACUGUUUGUUUGAUAGACUUCCCCCACCACACACCCUUAGAAAGGCUUCUCAAAAGAACUGUCUUGGAAGUCAUGUCCCAGCUAGGCUUUGCUUGCCAGCCUCCUCCUGAUGUUGACACUGAUGACUGUCUUCCGGAAUACUCCUACCUCUUCAGUCCAGACAUUCUCAAGGGCAAAGUUGCAUUCAUCACUGGCGGCAGCUCCGGCAUUGGAUUCCGCACAGCUGAGAUUCUGAUGAGGCAUGGCUGUCAUACUAUCAUUGCCAGCAGGAACCUUCAGAGGCUAACAGAGGCUGCCAAGAAACUGUCAGUGGCCACUGGCCAGCGAUGCCUGCCCCUCACGCUGGAUGUCAGGCAGCCACAGAUGAUCAUGGCAGCUGUGGAUGAGGCCCUCAAGGAAUUUGAGAGGAUUGAUAUCCUUGUCAACAAUGCUGCUGGAAACUUCCUGUGCCCAGCCAGUGCUCUGUCCUUCAAUGCCUACAAAACCGUGAUUGAGAUCGACACCUUGGGAACAUUCAACGUCUCCAAAGUGCUGUAUGAGAAGUGUCUCCGUGACCAUGGCGGAGUCAUUGUCAAUAUCUCGGCAACCCUGAGCUACAGAGGUCAGGCUCUCCAGGUGCAUGCGGGGACAGCUAAGGCAGCCAUAGAUUCAAUGACAAAACAUCUGGCUGUGGAAUGGGGUCCUAAUGGAAUCAGAGUGAAUAGCUUGGCGCCAGGUCCUAUUUCGGGUACAGAGGGUCACCGCCGUUUAGUUCAGCCUCACCCGGAAGCACAAAACCUCUUUCGGAAUAUCCCCCUCCAGCGGGUGGGGAACAAGACGGAGAUUGCCCAUAGCGUCCUGUACCUGGCCAGCCCCCUCGCCUCAUACGUGAGCGGCACAACCCUGGUGGUGGACGGCGGGGCCUGGAUGACCUCCGAGAACAACUUCCCCGCACUGUUGGGUAUUGCCUCACACUCUGCUAAGCUCUAGGCGUCUGGGCUACAGAAUUAAAGAAAGAGAAAUGAAACAUGACCCUGGGAACCUGGCGGAUGGGACACUGCAACUUCGACGCUACUCUCCGCAGAGCCAAAGGAGUCAGCCACUCACCUCCUCUAGCAGCAAGAUAACUUUUAGACAACAGUGGUAAUGGUCCUGUUUGAGAUUGAUGCUGGGCGCAGAGGCUAGGAUGUUGCAGCCUAUUAUAUUCUCACCUAAAAGCUCUCUCUUGAAUGCCCAUGAAUGCCUUGUGUGGCACAAAACCGUUGUCUGGAGUGGCAGCCUGGAAGAACAGAGAUUUGGCUUGAUUUACAUUUAAACCUUGACUGCCUUUGCUUUGCCUGUGCUGUUUGCCACCUGAGCCUUUUUGUCAAGGAAAGGGGUGAGUGUGUCCGUCCGUCUGUGUUGUAUAUCUGCCCCUCCAGCCUGAAUCCUCUCCACCUCUAAUCUUCAUGGUUCUGGACCAAACAGGGUGAUUCUGCACUUUUUUGCCAAUGCUCUUUAUUUUUCUGUUAGGGGAAAUACCUUUCUCCCCGUCAAAAAACCCCAACACUCUUCUUUUUUAUCUAAUAAAUUCCAUAUGCAAUUUUU
Messenger RNA from Podarcis muralis (Common wall lizard), 1814 nucleotides. The record is from RefSeq and is a predicted model, not a curated record. NCBI's taxonomy places the organism in Eukaryota, Metazoa, Chordata, Lepidosauria, Squamata, Lacertidae.